This is a messenger RNA of Solanum stenotomum, 2886 nucleotides long. Its product is annotated as receptor-like protein Cf-9. NCBI's taxonomy places the organism in Eukaryota, Viridiplantae, Streptophyta, Magnoliopsida, Solanales, Solanaceae. Gene Ontology annotation, molecular function: protein binding. The record is from RefSeq and is a predicted model, not a curated record. Bases 67 to 2667 code for a protein of 866 amino acids. The transcript is spliced from 2 exons.
AGUUAUUGAAUAGAGGAAGAAAACAAAGAGUUGUUGAUUAGUUUUUUUGAACAUUUUAGUGCAACAAUGGGCUACGUAAACCUUGUAUUUUUUAUGCUAUUUCCCAUCCUCUGUCAUCUUUCUUUCUCCUCAUCCUUAUCUCAUUUGUGCACCAAAGAUCAAGCUCUUUCUCUUCUACAAUUCAAGCACAUGUUUACAAUAAGUCAUGUUGCAUUUGAUCAUUGUUUCGGCAUACCAGGUCAAUGGAUUCAGUCAUAUCCAAAAACUCUUUCGUGGAGCAAGAGCACAGAUUGUUGCUCUUGGGAUGGAGUUUAUUGUGAUGAGACGACAGGAGAAGUGAUUGAACUCAACCUCAAUUGUGGCCGACUUCAAGGCAAGUUUCAUUCCAAUAGUAGCCUCUUUCAACUCUCCAAUCUCAAAAGGCUAGAUUUGUCUAAUAAUAAUUUCUCUGGAUCGUACAUUUCACCUAAAUUUGGUGAGUUUUCUAGUUUGACGCAUCUUGAUUUGUCGUAUUCAAGUUUUACAGGUAUAAUACCAGUAGAAAUCUCUCGCCUUUCUAAAUUACACGUCUUUCGUAUCCAGGGUUAUUCAGAUGGUCUUAGAUUCAAACCUCACAGUUUUGAACUGCUCCUUAAGAACUUGACCCAAUUAAGAGAGCUUGACUUUGACAAUGUGAACAUCUCUUCCGCCAUUCCUCUGAAUUUCUCUUCUUAUUUGACAACUCUACACCUUCGAGGCACACAGUUAUAUGGGACAUUGCCCGAAGGAGUUUUCCACCUUUAUAACUUGGAAUCUCUUUAUUUAACAGACAAUCCCCAGCUCACUGUUAGGUUUCCCACAACCAAAUGGAAUAGCAGUGCAUCACUUAUGGAUUUAUAUCUCAGUGGUGUGAAUGCUACUGGUAUGAUACCUGAAUCAUUUGGUCAUCUAACUUCACUUCGUACAUUGACAAUAGCUUCUUGUAAUCUCUCAGGCUCUAUUCCUAAACCUCUAUUGAAUCUCACCAACAUAGAGGAAUUGUACCUUGAUUAUAACCAUCUUGAAGGACCAAUUUCUGAUUUCUUUAGAUUUGGAAAGCUCAGGUGGUUAUCACUUACAAAUAACAACUUUAAUGGCAAACUUGAGUUCUUAUCCUUUAACAGAAUCUGGACGCAACUUCAAUGGCUAGAUUGUUCAGUGAAUUCUGUAACAGGUCCCAUUCCUUCUAAUGUAAGUGGUAUGCAAAACCUACAACUACUCAGCUUGUCAUCAAACCACUUGAAUGGGACUAUACCUUCAUGGAUAUUCUCCCUCCCUUUACUAGGGCAGUUAGAGUUGAGUGAUAACCAUUUCAGUGGAAACAUUCAGGAGUUCAAGUCUAAAAUAUUGGAUCGAGUUUCUCUAGAACAAAAUCAGCUUCAAGGUCCUAUUCCAAAGUCACUCCUAAACCAGCGUGAUGUAUAUUAUCUUGUCCUUUCGCACAAUAAUCUCAGUGGACUGAUUGCUUCAACCAUCUGCAAUCUGACAACACUGAAUGUGCUAGAUCUGGGCAGCAAUAAUUUGGAGGGAACAAUCCCACUAUGUUUGGGUGAGAUGAGUGAACUUUGGGUUUUGGAUUUAAGCAGCAAUAAUCUUAGCGGGACAAUUAAUACUACUUUUAGUAUAGGAAAUCAACUUAUAGUCAUUAAAUUUGACGGGAAUAAGCUAGAGGGGAAAGUUCCGCAAUCUUUGAUCAAUUGCAUGGGCUUGGAAGUUCUUGAUUUAGGUAAGAAUGAGUUGAAUGACACAUUUCCUAAAUGGUUGAGAGCCCUACCGAAUCUGAAGAUUCUAAGCCUGAGAUCAAAUAAGUUCUUUGGCCCUAUAAAAGAUUCAUCGACUUACAAGUUUGCUCAAAUUCGAAUCAUAGAUCUCUCAUCCAAUGGAUUUAGUGGAGAUUUACCAGUGAGCCUUUUUGAGAAUUUUGAAGCUAUGAAAAUAAAUGAUGAGAAAAGUGGAACCCGAGAGUAUGUAGCAGAUAUGCAAGAUUUUUAUUACACAAAUUCCUUUAUAGUUACAACAAAGGGGCUGGAUCUAGAACUACCUCGAGUUUUGACUACCAACAUAAUUAUCGAUCUCUCAAGGAAUAGAUUUGAAGGUCAUAUCCCAGGCAUUAUUGGAGAUCUCAUUGGACUUCGUACUUUGAACCUAUCUCAUAAUCGCUUGGAAGGUCAGAUACCAGCAUCACUGCACCAGUUAUCUGUACUUGAAUCAUUGGAUCUCUCAUCCAACAAAAUCAGCGGAGAAAUUCCACAACAACUUGCAUCCCUCACAUCACUUGAAGUCUUAAAUCUCUCUCACAAUCAUCUUGUUGGAUGCAUCCCCAAAGGAAAACAAUUUGAUACGUUUGAGAAUAGUUCAUACCAAGGAAAUGAUGGAUUACGUGGAUUUCCACUCUCAAAGGAUUGUGGUGGUGGUGAUGGGGUAGCACAAACGACGAAUCCAGUUGAGCUAGAUGAAGAAGGAGGGGGAGAUUCAUCAAUGAUCAGUUGGCAGGCGGUUCUCAUGGGUUACGGUUGUGGACUUGUUAUUGGACUGUCCAUAAUAUACAUAAUGUUGUCAACUCAAUAUCCAGCAUGGUUUUCGAGGAUGGAUGUAAAAUUGGAACACAAAAUUCUUACGAGAAUGAGAAGGCACAAGAAAAGACAUUAGUGUGUAACCUCGAGGAUUCAAGUCUACUGCAUCGCUGGGAUGUAAAAAUAGAAGCUUUUACUUUCAUAGUUUGUUAUUCUGUUGCAACUCAACAAAAUUUGAUUUCACUUAUCUGUAGUAUGUAGAAAUAAAUUCAGCAUUUUCAAUUGUGAGGAAAAAAACAAGUUCAUAAAAUGCAAAGGGAUCAAAAGGGAAACACCAGUAGAGCAAAAAGUUUGA